AUGAACAACGAGAAGGUAUCGAUAGAGAUGACACGUCAUCAACGGAGGAGUUCAAAGGAACGGCAGAAGCGAUAUCACGAAUCAACAACAAAGAGUAUCAGAGGACAAGGGAGACAACGAUCAAAGAGUGAAGGUGAUACGGAGCUGAGAUCAUCGGAACUCACUAAGCUUCCUUCUAUCAAACAAAAAAGUUUUACAUCACCCAAGACGUACUACGAGAUAACUAAAGAGGAGCAAAAGGUCAGAGAAACAGCGCCCUCUGCGUUAGAUCUUAUAUAUCGUCAGUUUGGUGCAGUCAAAAAGAUGAAGGCCGGACGUCAAUAUAGUGAAGACGAUUAUAAGAAACUCAAAGACAUGCUUAGAGCUCAACAAAAGCGAUACAUCAGAUAUCAGAUAAACCUUUAAAUAGAGUUUUAUAAACCAUGGCCCUGGGAAGCAAACUGAAAAAGCAAAUAAUUGGUUAGUCAUACAUAUACAUUCUGAAUCUACAUGACAAUGGCCCUUUGAAUGUCGUUUUAAAGGGAUGCUCCGGGCCGAAAGUAUUUAUAUCUAAAUAAAUGGAA
Molecule: messenger RNA, 563 nt
Organism: Lytechinus variegatus (green sea urchin)
Lineage: Eukaryota; Metazoa; Echinodermata; Echinoidea; Temnopleuroida; Toxopneustidae
Exons: 4
Coding region: 1-405 (134 amino acids)
Source: RefSeq, a predicted model, not a curated record